AUGAUGGAACCUGAAGCCAUAAGAGGAGAAAGGCCCACCUCCAGAAAGCCAUAUCCUGCUUAUAUUGAUCAAAUACCUUUAUCCUCGAGCUUUAAGAUACCAAACUUCACCUUGUUCAACGAAGAGGACACCCAUGUUUCAUCGGUUGAGCAUAUAGGCAUAUUCUAUGUCCAGUGCAUAGCGAUAGAAAAUAACCCAUUACUAAAACUAAGGCUUUUUGGAAAUUCCCUCUCUGGACAAGCCUUCACCGGGUAUACUAGCUUACCAGCCAAUUUUUUUCAAACUUGGGAACAGAUGGAAAAUGUCUUCCACGACUAUUAUUUCAGGAUUCAGCUAGAAGUCACCAUCAGUGAUCUUGCUGCCCUCAAACAGAGUGAGGAUGAGCCCGCACAGGACUUCAUACCCAGGUUUAGGAAGCUGAAGAUGAAAUGCCGGAUACCUAUGGAAGAGAGGCACUUCAUCCAAAUGGUUCAAAUUGCCCUUAAAAUCUCUCUGAGAAAAAGAUUUGAUGGGAUGUUGUUUGGAGACCUGGCAGAACUGGCAGACAAAGCAUCUAAAUACAAGGAGCUGCUCAGGGAAGAACAACAGAAAAGGAACUCCUUUAAUGGCACAUAUUACAAAACCUCAUCUUCUUUAGUGCAUCUGGUUGAAGUGGAGUCAGAAGAAGGCAUAGAAAGCUCAGAGGAAAGGGAAGUUGCAGUGGCAGAAAUGGCAAAAUUGAAACAUCCUAUCAGCUGCAAGGCUCUGACAAAGCCACCAAAGGAUCAGAAGCUACCACCGUUUACAGGAGGAUUUGUUCCAAACAAACCAACACAGAACAGGGUCUAUUCUUUCGAUUUAACCAAGGUUGACGCUUUGUUUGACGAGGUGCUUCUCCAAAAGGCAAUAGAGACAACUCAUAGGUUGCCCAAGCCAGAGGAACUCAAGGGCAGACAGUAUUGCAAAUGGCACAACUCUUGGAACCACUCCAGCAAUAGUUGUGUGGUUUUCAGAGACGUCAUACAAGAAGGAAUAACAGCAAGAAGGCUAAAACUGGCUGACAAAACCUCCCUCAGUAACAAGAGACCCUUUUCCCCAACCUCAAGUCAACAUGGUCAACUUAAAUUGGCCAAAACAAAAGAGAGGCAAACUAACGGCAGAAGCUAUCCCCAACAUAGACAGAAGAGUCAUAAGAGAGGCUAA
Messenger RNA from Prunus armeniaca (apricot), 1182 nucleotides. The record is from the annotation of a GenBank genome assembly. Lineage: Eukaryota; Viridiplantae; Streptophyta; Magnoliopsida; Rosales; Rosaceae.